Molecule: messenger RNA, 2145 nt
Organism: Tinamus guttatus (white-throated tinamou)
Lineage: Eukaryota; Metazoa; Chordata; Aves; Tinamiformes; Tinamidae
Source: RefSeq, a predicted model, not a curated record
AUGGCUGAACGUGCGGUGUCUCUGCUCCAAAAUGUUCACGUGGCCAAACUGCUCAAGGCCAACGCGCUUCGAGACGCGGCCUCUGCCUCUGCGCUGCGGCGGGAGCCGAGGGCUUCCAGAACCAUGUGCAAGUUUAAAGCACAUAAAAGAUGUGCUGUCAGAGCAACAAAUAACUGCAAGUGGACUACAUUAGCCUCAAUUGGAAAAGAUAUCAUUGAAGAUGAAGAUGGUAUAGCUAUGCCUCACCAGUGGCUGGAGGGCAAUCUGCCGGUCAGUGCCAAAUGCGCAGUCUGCGACAAGACCUGCGGCAGCGUUUUGCGCCUGCAAGAUUGGAAGUGCCUUUGGUGUAAAGCUAUGGUUCACACUGCCUGUAAAGAUCUCUAUCCUCGUAAAUGCCCACUUGGCCAAUGUAAGGUAUCCAUCAUACCUCCAACAGCAUUAAACAGUAUAGACUCUGAUGGUUUCUGGAAAGCCACAUGCCCGCCAUCCUGUGCCAGCCCUCUUUUAGUUUUUGUUAACUCAAAGAGUGGAGACAAUCAGGGAGUAAAGUUUCUUCGUCGAUUCAAACAGUCGUUAAAUCCAGCUCAGGUGUUCGAUUUAAUGAAUGGAGGACCUCACUUAGGUUUACGCUUAUUUCAGAAGUUUGACAACUUCCGGAUUCUUGUGUGUGGCGGAGAUGGAAGUGUUGGUUGGGUGCUGUCCGAAAUCGAUAAACUCAGCUUGCACAAACAGUGUCAAUUAGGAGUGUUACCCCUUGGUACUGGGAAUGAUCUUGCUCGUGUCCUUGGUUGGGGAGGAUCCUGUGAUGACGACACACAACUUCCUCAGAUCUUGGAAAAAUUAGAACGAGCCAGCACAAAAAUGUUAGACAGGUGGAGUAUAAUGUCAUAUGAACUGAAAUUACCAGUGAAGCCUUCUAUUCUUCCAGUCACUGCAGAAGAAGAGUCAGAGGAAUGCCAGAUAUCUGCUUAUGAAGAUUCAGUUGCUACUCAUCUUGCAAAAAUCCUCAAUUCUGAUCAGCACUCAGUUGUCAUAUCGUCUGCCAAAAUAUUAUGUGAAACUGUAAAGGACUUUGUUGCCAAAGUAGGGAAGACUUAUGAAAAACCAAUGGAAAAUGCAGAAGAAGCUGAUACCAUGGCCACUAAAUGUACAGAGUUAAAUGAGAAGCUAGACCUAUUGCUCCAAGCCCUCCACUCCGAAGCCCAGGCUGCUCCCAUUCUCCCAGGCAUCGCUCCUCCCAUCGUGGAAGAAGAAGGCGAGGAGUUUUCCAGUGAAGAAUCCUUGUCUGAAAGCAAAGAGCAAUUAGCAGAGUGUGUUGCAAAGUCUUCCACCCAGAAACUCUUCAAACCAAGAGAACAGCUCAUGCUACGGGCAAACAGUUUAAAGAAGGCGGUCAGACAGAUCAUUGAACAAGCAGAAAAAGUAGUGGAUGAGCAGAAUGCUCACAGUGAAGAACAAGUGAACCAGUCCCCAGUGGAAUAUAGCAAAGAAUUGGAUGAAUCAAAAGAAGAGGAGAAGGAGGAAGAUACGAAGGAAUUUGAGUCCCAGUCAGUUAAAACUGCACCAAGAUCCCCAGAUCGGCGUGCAAGUCGAGGUAUCCAUUCUCAGACAGGCUCCUUCUCUGCUCCAGCUUUGGCUGCUAGCAAGGAAAACCUCCCUGUGCUUAACACGAGGAUUAUAUGCCCAGGUUUAAGGGCUGGAUUAGCUGCUUCUAUUGCAGGAAGUUCAAUCAUUAGUAAAAUGUUAUUAGCAAAUAUCGAUCCAUUUGGUGCUACACCGUUUAUUGACCCGGAUCCAGAUUCACUGGAGGGAUAUUCAGAAAAAUGUGUCAUGAACAACUACUUUGGAAUUGGAUUAGAUGCAAAAAUUUCACUUGAAUUUAAUAACAAGAGAGAAGAGCAUCCUGAAAAGUGCAGAAGUCGGACAAAAAACAUGAUGUGGUAUGGAGUCCUUGGCACAAAAGAGUUACUGCAGAGGACUUACAAGAACUUAGAACAAAAAGUUCAACUCGAGUGUGACGGACAGUACAUCCCCCUUCCAAGUCUGCAGGGUAUAGCUGUGCUAAACAUUCCCAGCUACGCCGGUGGGACCAACUUCUGGGGUGGAACCAAAGAAGAUGAUGUGAGUAGCGCUAAAGAAAAGUGA